AGAGGCUUUUGGUUUCCAAUUGUUUGUUUUUUUUUAGACAAUUUAUUCAUUUGAUUAGGUUUUACACUUAGAUAUGUUUAGAUAUUUUAAAAGACUACUUUCUGUCAAGGUUUUGAUAUUUUUGGUUAGAAAUCAGGUUUUGCAUUAUGAUUACAAUAAAAUAUAAAUUUUCUUAGAAAUUGAACACAUGGGAAGGAUUUUUGGUGAAGUUGGUAUGAGGGCAUCUGUGUGCACAGUGAGGCGAAGACUUUUGGACAAAGGCCUGGUGUCAAGAAUGGCAGCAAAGAAGUCACGUCUCUCCAGGACAAAUGUCAUGGACAGACAAAAAUUCUGCAGGAGGUACAAGGAUUGGAUAGCAGAAGAAAGUUAUUUUCUACAAAUUUUUCUUUUAUAUUGUGCUUGAAUGGUCAAAUACACACACAGUUAUGCCAGUCGCUUAGGUGUUAAAUGAAAACCGGAUGUGUUUCAGUAUAUUGGAUUGGUCUUAAAGGGCCAGCAGCCUUGUAUUCCUGCUGCUGAUUGAUACACUGAAGUCUAUGCAGUGUCUUUAUACACUUAAUUCAAAUUUUGUAAUAUUUCUUACUACAAGUUAUUUGAUUAUUUUACAUAUCUAUUUGUUCUGCUGUGCUUGUAAUUUGCUUCAUUUUAAUAACAAAUAAAGUAAUAAUAGCUAUAUCGAGAUAUGUAUUGUUAUAUUAUUAUAAAAUUUAUCAUAUAAUAUUUUGGUCAUAUCACCUCCCUAUAGGCUGAACUUAAACGGGACCAUUCAACUUAUUAAAUCUAUGUAUUUCUUUCUUAAAGCUGCAGUUGGUAACUUUUGACGCUCUAGCGGUUAAUAAACAGAACUGCUUGCGUCUUGCGGAUGAACAUCGUAGCCGGAACUACUUCUCUCUGUUUAUGUCUAUGAAGAAUCACAAAGGUACUGGGUUACUCCGCCGCGGUACCCCCGAAGCAAUUUAAAAUAGUCCGAAUAAACACUUAUUAUAGGUGCACCCUAGUGAUUCAGGACAAGCUAAAAACACGGUUUGGUUUGAUUCAUGGUGUACUCGCUUAUUAUAUACAUUUUUCUACAUUUUGAACACAAACAAAGUUAGGGACCGCAGCUCUGAUUGGUUGUUUCUUAACGGGAGCGAUGCAUUUCUGCAAAUGGCAAUAGGACCACUGGGAGGAGCCAGAGGAGCUUGAUUUUUUCACAGAUUAUCUGUCUCAUAUUCUACUGUCAGGACAUUAUGACAGGUUUAACAAAUAUGUAAAAGAUAUAUUUGUACAAAAGUUACCUACUGCAGCUUUAAUUCUUGCACAUUAUAGUUUUUAGUAACUUUACUUAAUACUUCUCAUGCAAAGUUUUAUUCUUGUUUCAAUAUGUAAUUUAUAUGUAAAUUAGAGAAUUUAUUCCAUUAAAGCUGCUGUUGUUAGCAGUGCAUGGUAGAACACUAGAGGUACGUGUCUCACAUUUGUUAAGCUCAUGCUUUGCUGUCUCUACUCUUUUUGUCUUGGAAAGACUUUGUGCCCCCUCCGCAGGGCCAGCUCUGCGUGCCUCUAUUAUCAGUUUACUGUUUGUUAGCCCCCCUCCUCUUGUCUGCCUAUUUCUGGUGAGGUGGCCACAGAGUGAUAAAAGAGGAAUCUGGCAGACUGGUACUCUGCAAGCUUCCACAAAACACCAGAGAACAGUCUGUUCAAACCCUUGGCGGAAAACACAUGUACUUAAACUGCUCAAACAUCUUUACAGCACAGCCUUCAUUCAAUGUCUUUCAAGGGCUCUAUGAAAUGCCCUGUGCCUCCGUCCAGCCCCACAACCCUGGAGGCCAAGGUUGAUGACUUACGGUUAAAAGUGGAGCAGCUCCUCUUGAGCCCAGAGAGAAGUUGCCCCAUGUGUGGGACCUGCGUUCAGCACAGCACACUGCAGGAGACCGUGACCAGCCAGUUGUCAGCUCAGACCAGAUUGUUGGAUUCUCUUGAAAAGAAAGUCUUAGAGAUGAAAACAGCUCUGGAGGAUCUGGCACACAGUCUAGAGGACAGACGGUGUGAGACAGAGUCUGUGCCUUUAGCGGCUCUACAGAGACGGAAGUCACUGCCUGUUCGAACCUCUGCGGAGGAAGUCUAUGUUCGCUUGGACAGAGAAUGUAUGGUGCCCCAUGCCUUUAAUAUGCCUUUGGAGAAAGGUAUUUUGUUAGAAAUCAAUGAAAACAAUGGAAUGAGAACAGAGGACCAUAAACCUAAAAAAGAUUCAACAGAGGUUAAAGGUCAACAUGAACCUAAAUUGCAGAUCAAGGGAGAAAGAGGAACAUCCACUGUAAGCCCAAGAUUGGAUCGAUCUCAACAUCAAACACAGAAAAUGAAUAAGGCUGAAAAUAAGAACAUGCCACCAAACGAGAAUGAUGUCCUGAAACCCAUCAUUGCUGCCUCAGUGGUAUCCCAGAGGUCUGUUAUUGCUCCACCAAAUAAAGAAGCCCAAGAUGACAGGAAAACAUCACCGCUUAACACCAAAGCACCUGUUCCUGUGACAAAGGCUAGGGUAUUGCCCAACACAAUCGGACCGAAGCAAACUGAAACAGUGAAUGUAACCCUACCAAUUCAUACAAUACCGAAAACAGCUGGACUGGUUGCUCCAGUAAUGCCUCAAUGUACGUCUUCACUGGUACCCAACAGUCCUCCCAAGCUGACUUCACCAGAUUCAACACCAAUCCAAACAUUUCCCAAAACAAGUCUGGGUCUUCCUGUUGCAACUGCGCAGAGUUCUGGAAAGUCAUCAUUAAAUACAACUACAACAAAAAUGACAACAUCACAAGAUGCAACACUGUUACCGCCAAGCCACAAACCACCAAAAACAUUGGGUCUGAAUGUUACUACAGCCACAAAAGAGGCUUUCGCACUUAGACAAGUGCAGAGCGGCCCUAAUUCCUUACAAAGAUUACAGGUCACUGGUGGAAAGGCAGAUUUGGUCCACACGAUAUCAACACCUCUGGCUAAUAAAGGGACCGAAGCAGUUUUAGCCUCAAACCCCAUUUCAGGUGGAAUACAGAUUAAAAUAACUCCAGCUACAGACAAGAAUCCAGUACAAAUGAAGAGCAACAACCCUCCUAAAACAUGUUUUAAAGUUAUUGAUGAUGUUUCGCCUCAGCCUGCACCUUUCGCUCACCGGUUUGUGUCGCUGAAGUCUAACCCUCCACCCAGUGAUACCUUCAGUAUCCACACCAGAGAAGUGCUGGGAGGUGGUCGAUUUGGCAAGGUGCACAAAUGUACAGAGACUAAGACAGGGAUGAGACUUGCUGCUAAAAUCAUCAACACAAGAAAUGCCAGAGAAAGGGAUAUGGCACUAAAUGAGAUCCAAGUCAUGAACCAGCUAAGUCACCCAAACAUCCUCCAACUUUAUGAAACCUUUGAGGUCAAGAAUCAAGUUGUGCUGAUCCUGGAGUAUGUGGAGGGAGGUGAGUUGUUCGAGAGAAUUGUGGAUGAGAGCUGUCCGCUGACUGAGGUGGAUGCCAUGGUUUUUGUGAAACAGAUCUGUGAGGGUGUCCAGUACAUGCACCAGAUGUAUGUACUUCACCUGGACCUCAAGCCGGAGAACAUUCUACUUGUGAAUCGCUCUAGCCAUCAGGUGAAAAUUAUUGACUUUGGACUAGCGAGGAGAUAUAAACCACGAGAGAAGCUCAAAGUUUCAUUUGGAACGCCUGAAUUCUUAGCUCCGGAGGUGGUGAACUUCGAUUUUGUCUCCUUCCCUACAGAUAUGUGGACUUUGGGAGUUGUCACAUACAUGCUCUUAAGUGGCCUCUCUCCUUUUCUGGGCGAUGAUGACAGCCAGACCCUCAACAAUGUGCUUAUGGGCAACUGGUACUUUGAUGAGGAUGCAUUUGAGCAUGUGUCUGCUGAGGCUAGGGACUUCGUCUCCAACUUGCUGAUCAGAGAAAGAAGUGGUCGUCUGAGUGCUACACAGUGUCUCAAACACCCGUGGCUUAACAACAUCACUGAGAAAGCCAAGAGCACCAACAUUGUGCUCAAGUCUCAAGUUCUUCUCAAGAAGUAUAUGGCCAGACGAAUGUGGAAGAAAAACUACAUAGCUGUUGCUGCAGCCAAUAGGUUUAAGAAGAUCGGAAGUUCAGGUUCCCUAACUGCGCUUGCGUCAGAGACGUCAUACUGACUGUGCUCACUAUGUGUGCUUUUAUAAUAUGCAGAUCAUGUUUUUGUAUUGCUGUGCUGUAUUUGCCACCCACCUUUCAUAAUUAAAUACUCACUGGCUGCCAAUAUAAUUAUUCACAUGCAUCUGUAACAUGCAAUAAAACAGAUGUACAAAGGGA
Molecule: messenger RNA, 4295 nt
Organism: Carassius gibelio (silver crucian carp)
Lineage: Eukaryota; Metazoa; Chordata; Actinopteri; Cypriniformes; Cyprinidae
Product: myosin light chain kinase 2, skeletal/cardiac muscle
Exons: 16
Coding region: 1745-4138 (797 amino acids)
Biological process (GO): intracellular signal transduction; protein phosphorylation; positive regulation of apoptotic process
Cellular component (GO): nucleus; cytoplasm
Molecular function (GO): protein serine/threonine kinase activity; ATP binding
Source: RefSeq, a predicted model, not a curated record